This is a messenger RNA of Molossus molossus (Pallas's mastiff bat), 1230 nucleotides long. It is a transcript of the gene CD86, whose product is annotated as CD86 molecule. The record is from RefSeq and is a predicted model, not a curated record. The transcript is spliced from 9 exons. Lineage: Eukaryota; Metazoa; Chordata; Mammalia; Chiroptera; Molossidae. Gene Ontology annotation, biological process: negative regulation of T cell proliferation; positive regulation of T cell proliferation; immune response. Gene Ontology annotation, cellular component: external side of plasma membrane. Bases 126 to 1181 code for a protein of 351 amino acids.
CACAGGGGUGGAAGGAAUUGUUCCUCCUUCCACUGUCACUCGGACUAGCGCAGACAGACAGACAAGCGGGGUCAUCCCACCGUUAGUCAGCGGUGGACACAGCCAAGACGGAUCUCGGAUGCACCAUGGGACUGAGUGUCACUCUGUUUGUGAUGGCCCUCCUGCACUCUGGUGCUGCUUCCAUGAAGAGUCAGGCAUAUUUCAACAAGACUGGAGACCUUCCGUGCCACUUUACAAACUCUGAAAACAUAAGCCUGGAUAAGCUGGUAGUAUUUUGGCAGAACCAGAAAAAAUUGGUUCUGUAUGAGCUCUUCCAAGGCAAAGAGAAUCCUGAUAAUGUUGAUCCCGAGUACAAGGGUCGCACAAGCUUGGACCAGGAUAAUUGGACCCUGCGACUCCACAAUGUUCAGAUCAAGGACCAGGGCUUGUACCAAUGUUACGUCCAUCAUCGCAAACAGCCCGAAGGAAUGGUUUCCAUCCACCAAAUGAGUACUGACCUAUCAGUGCUUGCUAACUUCAGUCAACCUGAAAUAAUGCUAAUUUCUAAUGGAACAGAAAAUUCUGACAUAAUAAAUUUGACCUGCUCAUCUGCACAAGGUUACCCAAAACCUAAGAAGAUGUUUUUUCUGCUAAAAACCGUGAAUUCAACUAUCAAGCAUGAUGAUGUUAUGAAAAUAUUUCAAGAUAACAUCACAGAACUAUACAACGUUUCUAUCAGCUUGUCUUUUCCAGUGUCCCCUGAAACAAAUGUGAGCAUCUUCUGUGUCCUGCAACCUGAGCCAACCCAGACACAGCUUCUCUCCCAACCUUUCAACAUAGAUGCAAAGUCACCUGAGCCACACCGGCCUUUCCUAGACAAGACGUACAUGACUGCGAUUCUACUUGUACUGGUUUUGGUCAUUCUGUGUUUGAUAUUGAAGUUAUAUCAAACAGUAAAGAAAAAGAAGAAGAAACAGCUUGGCCCCUCUCAUGAAUGUGAAGCCAUCAAUGUGGAAGGGCAAGAGAAUGAACAGGCCAAGGAAAGAGUAGAAAACUGUGUACCUAAAAAGUCUGAUGAAGCCCAGCAUGUUGUUAACAUUUUGAAGAUAGACUCAGAUUUGGAGGUGGUGAUGAGAUCAAAGGAGACGUCCAGUGGCUUCAGGGAGAAGAAACAUAGGCCUGGUCCCCAGGAACCCUUUUGAGUUCACUGCCUUUCUCACCAUUACUGGGUUGUCUAAAACUAAAAUCCAU